Brassica napus (rape) is the source of this 2795-nucleotide messenger RNA. RefSeq names its product transcription factor MYB28-like. The record is from RefSeq and is a predicted model, not a curated record. The coding region runs from base 328 to 1086 and encodes 252 amino acids. NCBI's taxonomy places the organism in Eukaryota, Viridiplantae, Streptophyta, Magnoliopsida, Brassicales, Brassicaceae. The transcript has 3 exons.
UCACACAAUUCAUUGCUCUUCUUCACAAGUUUCUUUAGUCUAAUCUUAUAGUGUUAUAAAAAUACAUAUUUCAAGGAUAUAUAGAAAGCAAAAAUUCAAAGUCUACUUGAAAAACAUGAAAACACCUAGCAGCUCUGUGGGCAAGACCCAAGAGCGCUUCUCGAUUAGUCUCAUAUUCAGAUGUAUCAGAGUUCUCAUUAACAGAUCUAUUUCUUUCUUACCUUUUUAGAAUAUUUCCUUUCUGAUUUUAGUUUCCCAAUAUAGUAUUUCCUUUGGUGUUGUUUGAACCUUUAACACAUUAGUGUUCAUAUAUAUAUAUCGGAGAAAAUGUCAAGAAAGCCAUGUUGUGUCGGAGAAGGGUUGAAGAAAGGUGCAUGGACAACCGAGGAAGACAAGACGCUCAUCUCUUACAUUCACGAACAUGGAGAAGGUGGCUGGCGCGACAUUCCCCAAAAAGCUGGGUUGAAAAGGUGUGGAAAGAGUUGUAGACUGCGAUGGACUAACUACCUAAAACCUGAGAUCAAAAGAGGCGAGUUUAGUUCAGAGGAGGAACAGAUUAUCAUCAUGCUCCAUGCUGCUCGUGGCAACAAGUGGUCGGUCAUAGCGAGACAUUUACCUAGAAGAACCGACAAUGAGAUCAAGAAUUACUGGAACACGCAUCUCAAAAAACGUCUGAUCGAACAGGGUAUUGACCCCGUGACUCACAAGCCACUAGCUUCUAAUACUAGCCCUACUGUCACCACCACGCAGCCUGGGAACUUGCAUUCUCUAGAUGCAUCUAGUUCCGACAAACGAUACUCCCGGUCAAGCUCAAUGCCUUCCAUGUCUCGUCCUCUUUCCUCCGGUUUCAACCCAUCUUCCGAGAUCACCACACCAGUUCAGGGAGGUUCCUUGAGUUGCAAGAAAAGUAUUAAGAAAUCGAACUCUACAUCAAGGCUUUUAAACAAAGUUGCGGCUAAGGCCACUUCCAUCAAAGAUAUCUUGAGUGCUACUACAAUACCAUACACUACAAGAAAAAGCACCGCAUGCCGACAGCCAUCUUUGUCGGUAAGUAAUAGGAACAAGCUCGAACCGAUGGUCUUCUGAGAAAACUCAAUUAGUCGGAGUUUGGGUCUCGGAAAUGGAUUGAUGUCGGAGCUGUGUCGGAAAUUUCCGACGAGAUAUAUCCUCGGAAAUUUUGUCGGAAUCGUUUGUCGGAAUACACCGAGACCGUUUCGAUGAAAUGUGAAGCCACAAACUCGUCGAAGCAUGCUCGGAAGUUGGUUUGUCAGAAGUUAAUCGGUAUUUACCGAGGCCUUUCCGAUGAUACAUGACAUUGAAUAUACCGAGGAGAAAUCGUUACUACAGUAUUUCCGGUGAAUCUGUUUUACACUUCUGGGAAAUUGUUUGAAGACUACCGUAAUACACUAAUACAUAAAGAUGUUUUUUCUGGAAAUUUAAUAGAUAAAGACGUUCUUAACAAAGGAACAAAUAUACACCAUUUGAUUAUUAUAAAGAUAUACACGGGAUAUAUAUUGCUUACAAGAAAAAUACAGACUAAAUAACUCAUAAAAACUAAAAAGUAUAAAGGUAAAUGUAUUGAAACACUAAAACUAAAUUUUAAAAUAUUAAAAAUAUAUCUUCUUCAUCUUCGUCUUCUCCACACCUUCUGUAAACUCAACUUCUUUGUUGACAAGAAGAAUCUCUUGAUGUGCAUACUCAAAUAGCUUCUUAGUGUCUUUAGCCUUAUUAAUCUCAAUUGUAAAAUCGAUUUUCUGCAAACACUCGUAUAUAUGUUUUCAAAUUUCUCUAGUUCAGAUCUACACAUGAAGACACACAUGAACGCUUAUAUAAAGAAAUACUGAAAAAGCCAUGGUUGGUUUUGCUUCGAAUGGCGUCACAUGUACGCUAGAAGCUAUUAUGACAAUUUUCCGUCAAAUCUUCCGAGAUCAAUUUCUCCUCGGUAACUGCCGAGAAAGAGCUCCGACAAUUUAUCGUCUACUUUUCCGAAGCCAUACCCAGAAAAUAAUUGAUUGUCGGAAAUUGAUUGUUCCGAGAAAUUACCGUCAACAUUUUCUGAGAACCUUCCCACAAAACCUGUUCCUCAGAAAUUUUUUUGGUUUCCGACAAAUUGCCGACUAUGCAUCUCGAGAAAACAGCGAGAAAAUAGAUUCAUCGGUAAUUUCCGAGAUGAUCCCGACAUAAUUCAUAUGUUAUCGGAAUUUUAUCACAAACAUGUCGUUACCUUUCCCACAAAAGAAGUUCUCGGUAAAUUUCAUCGGAGUGGCCAUUGUUUUCUUGUAGUGAUAUGAAAGCUUUUCCAAUGGCUUCCCUGAGCAGACUCGCAAUGAAGAAGAUAGUUCCAAUGCUCUCGCUGACUUCGAUCCCUUUUCUCAAUCAUUGUUGUACACUGAUCACGAGAUACAUGCUACUUCUGAUCUCGAUAUGGAUCAGGGUUACGAUUUCUCAUAUUUUCUCGAGACACUCGGGAGAGAUGAGCACAACAUGAAUGUCGAUCAGUAUGGUCAUGAUCUUCCUAUGUCCGAUGUGUCACAAGACGUCGUCUCAUCAACUAGCGUUGAUGAUCAAGACAAUAUGACUGGAAACUUCGAGGGUUGGUCAAAUUAUCUUCUUGACCAUGCUGGUUUGAUAUAUGACGACACUGAAUAUGAUUUCUUCGAUAAGCAAAUCAUAUGAAUCUUUUUAUAUUCGAACUGAACGGUUUCAAACUAUUUGAAACUUUCCUGAACGAGAAGUUAUGUAUGUAUUUGUCAUUUGGAUUGUUAAGUAUAUGCCCGAGAACUCAUGUUUAUUAA